Messenger RNA from Strigops habroptila (Kakapo), 2244 nucleotides. Its product is annotated as cadherin-related family member 5-like. Gene Ontology annotation, cellular component: membrane; adherens junction; catenin complex. NCBI's taxonomy places the organism in Eukaryota, Metazoa, Chordata, Aves, Psittaciformes, Psittacidae. The coding region runs from base 1 to 1815 and encodes 604 amino acids. Gene Ontology annotation, molecular function: cadherin binding; calcium ion binding. The record is from RefSeq and is a predicted model, not a curated record. The transcript has 15 exons. Gene Ontology annotation, biological process: adherens junction organization; multicellular organism development; cell-cell junction assembly.
AUGGGGACAAGGGACACGGUGCCAGCCCCGGUCCUUCCCCCCUGCAGGGUGCCACCGAGGGCCCCGUCCCUGUCCCCAUGGCGGCACCGUCCUACCCGGGUCUCCUGGCCGCCUGCCUGGCGCUGCUGCUGGCCACUGCGCGGGGCGACGGGUGCAGCGGCUUCGGGAACGUGUUCACGGAGAUCGCGGAGAACAGCGCCCACGGGAGCCUGGUGGCGCGGCUGCCGCCGGGGGGGGGACGCGCCGGGGGCGCCGCUGCAGCUCUGCCUCGCCGGCCACGACGCCGCCUGGUUCUACCUGGACGGGCGCAGCCUCAGGCUCAACGUGUCCAACGGGCGCGCGCUGGACCGUGAGGAGCUGGAAUCCCCGGUGCUGAUGGUGGCCCUGACCUGCGCUGAGGACGGCUUCUCCCCGGUCGAGUACCGGAUCAUCGUCCAGGUCCUCAAUGAGAACGACAACCGGCCCCACUUCCAGGGGGCCUCCGACCUCACCCACAACGUCAGCGAGCUGGCGGCCGUGCACUCGGUGGUGUUCAGCGCGCAGGCGGAGGACGCGGACGGGGACACGCUGAUGUACGUCAUCGACACGGCCUCGCCCGACGCCAGGUUCUUCCGCAUCGACCUCCCCAACAGCGGGAAGGUGGUGCUGGCGCGAGCGCUCGACUUCGAGAGCCGGCAGCAGCUGGAGGUCGUGGUCACCGCCGUGGAGAUGAACACGCGGGAGCGGUUCAACGCCUCGGCGCGGGUGCGGGUGCAGGUGCUGGACGGGGAUGACCAGUACCCGCAGUUCCUGCCCUGCGCCCCCCGCGCCCACCGCGGCCUCACGCUCUGCACCAGCCCCGUCUACACCGCCAACGUCACCGAGGGGCAGCUCCAGGGGGGGCCCCUCAGCUUCAGCCCCGGAGAUGUCUACGCUGAGGAUGGGGACAGGGGGUUGAGGGCGACCAUCACCUACUCACUGCUGGCAGGCCAGGAGAGCGGCCGGUUCCACAUUGACAACAUGACGGGGGCCAUCACGCUGCUGCGGGCGGUGGAGAGCAGCCGCCGGACCCCGGCCAUCAGCCUCAGCGUCAUGGCGUCGCAGGUGAACGACGUGAGCAAGUUCGCGGUGGCUCAGGCCGUGGUGCGGGUGCUGGCUCCCAACCGGCACCCGCCGCGCUUCCCGCGCUCCUCCUUCCGCGCCUUCGUGCCGGCGGCGGCGCGCGAGGCCGCGCUGCUGCUCACCUACGGCGGGCACGUGCUGGCCCUGCGCGCCCGCGACCCCGACUUCCCGCAGGGUGUGAACCCGCAGAUUCGGUACAGCCUGAGCUCCAGCACCAACCACAGCCACGGCCAGCACCAGGACCAGGACCAGGACCAGGAUGAGGGCCAGGACCAUCCCCAGCUCUUCCAGGUGAUGCCCAACGGGCUGGUGGUGGCCAGAGCUGAUCUCCUGCAGCCGGCCCAGCGCUACCACCUGCAGGUGCUGGCGCGGGACGAGGAGUCGGGGGAGACCUCGAGUGCCACAGUGGAGCUGGAGGUGCUGUGGCCGGGGCAGGCGGCGCCCCGGGACCCGUCGGAGGCGGGCGCGGCGCCGCUGCGCGGGGGCGCGCUGGGGGGGGGCUCUGGCCGCGCUGCUGCUCGUGGCCGCCGCCGUCCUCUUCCUCCUGCUCCGCGCCAUGAAGCGGCGGCAGCGGCAGCACGGAGCGGCCGAGCGGGCGGCGCUCGCCAUCGAGAAGCACCCCAAUGUGAGCCUGCGCUGGUUCCAGCCGGUCCCUGCCGGCAAAUCCUCCCCGACCCCCCCCAGCCUCUAUUACCCCAACGAGGGGUUCAGUGAGGAGGGCUCGGACCCCCCCCCCCGCCCCCCCCGCCGCCUCCCCCCCCCCGCUCCAGCCCCACAGCCCCCCCCGCCCCCAAACCUCAGGCCAACUCCUUGGGGCACCCGGCGGGGUCCCCGCCCCCCGAGGGCUCCCCGCCGCCCCCACCCCCCAGCCCCCCCCGGCCCCCCAGCCCCGGGGAAGCCUCGGGGGGGGCUCCGGACAGCCCCACUUUGGGGGGGCCCCGGGGGCCGCUGCCCGCGCUGGAGGAGGUGAGUGAGGACAGCCUGGAGGAGGGGGGGGCUGCGGACCCCCCGGACCCCCCCAGGGUGCCCCCUCCCUUCUUGCAGCUCCUGGAGGACUCCAUUGAGUGCUGAGGAUGGGGAAGGGGGUCUGGGGGGGGGGGGGGGGCGCGUUCUGAACGGUACCAAUAAAAAGCUGGGGCGAUA